Molecule: messenger RNA, 357 nt
Organism: Olea europaea var. sylvestris
Lineage: Eukaryota; Viridiplantae; Streptophyta; Magnoliopsida; Lamiales; Oleaceae
Product: putative non-specific lipid-transfer protein 14
Exons: 1
Coding region: 1-357 (118 amino acids)
Biological process (GO): lipid transport
Cellular component (GO): membrane
Molecular function (GO): lipid binding
Source: RefSeq, a predicted model, not a curated record
AUGAAAAGCAAUACUAACACCACAGUUCGUGGAAUUGGAAUCGUGAUUUUGUUUUCACAGUAUGCAUUUCUAUCCGCCACGGCCGCAGAUUGCUCCACUGUAACUGCCCUCGUCUCUUCCUGUUCCAGCUUCAUCGCCAGCGGUUCGCUAGACUCGUUUCUUGGAUCCCCGUGCUGUGUUGCCAUGACAAGCCUGAGCAAUCUUGCGGAUCCAGGCUACAACCGUCGUGCGGUGUGCUGGUGUUUGAUGGAACUUAUCACAACUAACAACCUAAAUGCCCCAGCAAUUGCCGCUUUGCCUGGCUUGUGUGGAGUUUCUCUUGGCUUCACUAUCGAUCCCUACACCGACUGCCAAUAG